AUGCGCAUUGCGUCCUGCUUUUGGCCGCUCCGCGCAUCGCGCCGACCAGGCCGCCGCCGUCGCAAUGCGCAAUGCGGCCACCCUGCCGGCCGCAUUGCGACGAUCCGCCACCGUGAUGCGCUAACCCGCCGCUCCCAUACGCUCUCAUUCCCUCUCACCCACUCUCUUACGCUCUCAUUCCCUCUCACCCACUCUCUUACGCUCUCAUUCCCUCUCACCCCCUCUCUUACGCUCUCAUUCCCUCUCACCCCCUCUCUUACGCUCUCAUUCCCUCUCACCCACUCUCACACCCUCUCAUUCCCUCUCACCCACUCUCAUACGCUCUCAUUCCCCCCACCCACUCUCAUACGCUCUCAUUCCCUCUCACCCACUCUCAUACGCUCUCAUUCCCUCUCACCCACUCUCAUACGCUCUCAUUCCCUCUCACCCACUCCCAUACGCUCUCAUUCCCUCUCACCCUCUCUCAUACGCUCUCACUCCCUCUCACCCACUCUCAUACGCUCUCACUCCCUCUCACCCACUCUCUCACGCUCUCAUUCCCUCUCACCCACUCUCAUACGCUCUCAUUCCCUCUCACCCACUCUCAUACGCUCUCCUUCCCUCUCACCCACUCUCAUACGCUCUCAUUCCCUCUCAUCCCUUCUCAUCCCCUCUCAUUCACUCUCAUACACUCUCCUAUACUCUCAUACUCUCUCAUCAUCCCUUAUCAUACACUCUCAUUCACUCUCAUCCCCUCUCAUCCUCUCUCAUCCCAUACUAUCAUAUACACUCUCAUCCCCUCUUAUACACUCCCCAACACACUCAUACACUCUCAUCCCUGCUCAUCCCCUAUCAUCCCCUCUCAUCCCCUCUCAUCCCCUAUCAUCCCAUCUUAUACACUCUCACCCACUCUCAUACGCUCUCAUUCCCUCUCACCCACUCUCAUACGCUCUCAUUCCCUCUCACCCACUCUCAUACGCUCUCAUUCCCUCUCACCCACUCUCAUACUCUCUCAUUCCCUCUCACCCACUCUCAUACGCUCUCAUUCCCUCUCACCCACACUCAUACGCUCUCAUUCCCUCUCACCCACUCUCAUACGCUCUCAUUCCCUCUCACCCACUCUCAUACGCUCUCAUUCCCUCUCACCCACUCUCAUACUCUCUCAUUCCCUCUCACCCACACUCAUACGCUCUCAUUCCCUCUCACCCACACUCAUACGCUCUCAUUCCCUCUCACCCACACUCAUACGCUCCCAUUCCCUCUCACCCACUCUCAUACGCUCUCAUUCCCUCUCACCCACUCUCAUACGCUCUCAUUCCCUCUCACCCACUCUCAUACUCUCUCAUUCCCUCUCAUCCACUCUCAUCAACUCUCACACGCUCUCAACCCCUCCCAUCCACUCUCAUCCCCUCUCAUCCCCUCUCACACACUCUCAUUCCCACUCAUCUCCUCUCGUCCUAUCUCACACACUAUCAUUCCCCCACAUUCACUCUCAUCAACUAUCAUACACUCAUAUUCACUCUCAUCCCCUCUCAUCCCCUCUCAUCCACUCUCAUCCCCUCUCAUCUACUCUCGUUCCCCUUCACACACUCUCAUUCCCUCUCAUACACUCUCCUCUCAUCCCCCCUCAUCCCCUCUCACACACUCUCGUUCCCUCUCAUACACUCUCGUACCCUCUCUUCCACUCACAUUCCCUCUCAUCCCUUCUCUUCCACUCUCAACCCCUCUCAUCCCAUCUCUUCCACUCUCAUUCCCUCUCAUCCCCUCUCCUACACUCUAAUCCCCUCUCAUACGCUCUCAUUCCCUCUCACCCACUCUCAUACGCUCUCAUUCCCUCUCAUCCCUUCUCAUACGCUCUCAUUCCCUCUCACCCACUCUCAUACGCUCUCAUUCCCUCUCACCCACUCUCAUACUCUCUCAUUCCCUCUCACCCACACUCAUACGCUCUCAUUCCCUCUCACCCACACUCAUACGCUCUCAUUCCCUCUCACCCACACUCAUACGCUCUCAUUCCCUCUCACCCACUCCCAGACGCUCUCAUUCCCUCUCACCCACUCUUAUACUCUCUCAUUCCCUCUCACCCACUCUCAUACGCUCUCAUUCCCUCUCACCCACACUCAUACGCUCUCACCCCCUCUCACCCACUCCCAUACGCUCUCAUUCCCUCUCACCCACUCUCAUACUCUCUCAUUCCCUCUCACCCACUCUCAUACUCUCUCAUUCCCUCUCACCCACACUCAUACGCUCUCAUUCCCUCUCACCCACACUCAUACGCUCUCAUUCCCUCUCACCCACACUCAUACGCUCCCAUUCCCUCUCACCCACUCUCAUACGCUCUCAUUCCCUCUCACCCACACUCAUACGCUCUCAUUCCCUCUCACCCACACUCAUACGCUCCCAUUCCCUCUCACCCUCUCUCAUACGCUCUCAUUCCCUCUCACCCACUCUCAUACGCUCUCAUUCCCUCUCAUCCCUUCUCAUACGCUCUCAUUCCCUCUCACCCACUCUCAUACGCUCUCAUUCCCUCUCACCCACUCUCAUACUCUCUCAUUCCCUCUCACCCACACUCAUACGCUCUCAUUCCCUCUCACCCACACUCAUACGCUCUCAUUCCCUCUCACCCACUCAUACGCUCUCAUUCCCUCUCACCCAUUCCCAUACGCUCUCAUUCCCUCUCAUCCACUCUCAUACUCUCUCAUUCCCUCUCACCCACUCUCAUACGCUCUCAUUCCCUCUCACCCACUCUCAUACGCUCUCAUCCCCUCUCAUCCACUCUCAUACGCUCUCAUUCCCUCUCACCCACCCUCACACCCUCUCAUUCCCUCUCACACACUCUCAUACGCUCUCAUUCCCUCUCACCCACUCUCAUACCCUUUCAUUCCCUCUCACCCACUCUCAUACUCUCUCAUUCCCUCUCACCCACUCUCAUACGCUCUCAUUCCCUCUCACCCACUCUCAUACGCUCUCAUUCCCUCUCACCCACACUCAUACGCUCUCAUUCCCUCUCACCCACUCCCAUACGCUCUCAUUCCCUCUCACCCACUCUCAUACUCUCUCAUUCCCUCUCACCCACUCUCAUACGCUCUCAUUCCCUCUCACCCACACUCAUACGCUCUCACCCCCUCUCACCCACUCCCAUACGCUCUCAUUCCCUCUCACCCACUCUCAUACUCUCUCAUUCCCUCUCACCCACUCUCAUACUCUCUCAUUCCCUCUCACCCACACUCAUACGCUCUCAUUCCCUCUCACCCACACUCAUACGCUCUCAUUCCCUCUCACCCACACUCAUACGCUCCCAUUCCCUCUCACCCACUCUCAUACGCUCUCAUUCCCUCUCACCCACACUCAUACGCUCUCAUUCCCUCUCACCCACACUCAUACGCUCCCAUUCCCUCUCACCCACUCUCAUACGCUCUCAUUCCCUCUCACCCACUCUCAUACGCUCUCAUUCCCUCUCAUCCCUUCUCAUACGCUCUCAUUCCCUCUCACCCACUCUCAUACGCUCUCAUUCCCUCUCACCCACUCUCAUACUCUCUCAUUCCCUCUCACCCACACUCAUACGCUCUCAUUCCCUCUCACCCACACUCAUACGCUCUCAUUCCCUCUCACCCACACUCAUACGCUCUCAUUCCCUCUCACCCACUCCCAUACGCUCUCAUUCCCUCUCAUCCACUCUCAUACUCUCUCAUUCCCUCUCACCCACUCUCAUACGCUCUCAUUCCCUCUCACCCACUCUCAUACGCUCUCAUCCCCUCUCAUCCACUCUCAUACGCUCUCAUUCCCUCUCACCCACCCUCACACCCUCUCAUUCCCUCUCACACACUCUCAUACGCUCUUAUUCCCUCUCACCCACUCUCAUACCCUCUCAUUCCCUCUCACCCACUCUCAUACUCUCUCAUUCCCUCUCACCCACUCUCAUACGCUCUCAUUCCCUCUCACCCACUCUCAUACGCUCUCAUUCCCUCUCACCCACUCUCAUACUCUCUCAUUCCCUCUCACCCACACUCAUACGCUCUCAUUCCCUCUCACCCACUCUCAUACUCUCUCAUUCCCUCUCACCCACACUCAUACGCUCUCAUUCCCUCUCACCCACACUCAUACGCUCUCAUUCCCUCUCACCCACACUCAUACGCUCCCAUUCCCUCUCACCCACUCUCAUACGCUCUCAUUCCCUCUCACCCACUCUCAUACGCUCUCAUUCCCUCUCACCCACUCUCAUACUCUCUCAUUUCCUCUCAUCCACUCUCAUCAACUCUCAUAAGCUCUCAUCCCCCCUCAUCCCCUCUCACACACUCUCGUUCCCUCUCAUACACUCUCGUACCCUCUCUUCCACUCACAUUCCCUCUCAUCCCUUCUCUUCCACUCUCAACCCCUCUCAUCCCAUCUCUUCCACUCUCAUUCCCUCUCAUCCCCUCUCCUACACUCUAA
Molecule: messenger RNA, 4407 nt
Organism: Closterium sp. NIES-65
Lineage: Eukaryota; Viridiplantae; Streptophyta; Zygnematophyceae; Desmidiales; Closteriaceae
Source: the annotation of a GenBank genome assembly